AUGAAAAAAAAAAAAGUACUUAUAUCGAAGGCAAACAUAAAAAACCCCAUAAAGAGCUCAAAGGCAACAGAGGAUGAGCAUGAGAAGAAAACACGCCGCCUUUAUCCUCCUUCUCCUCCUCCACCACCGCCGCCGCCGGUGGAGCCGAGCCACCGGCUUCACCGCCAAGUUUUAAGUGGGGUGUCAAAGAAAAGCCCAGCCAAAUCUAUGAAUAUGGGGUCGUCUUGUUGUGGCAGCUUUCCCUCUGGUCUGCUGGCCAUUCUGCAACAUGAGAAAACCUCGGUUUUCGUUCCUCGAACUGGAGGAUAUUUCUUAAUCUUGUUGUCUGUUGCAACAUCUGAGGCAUGGGAGGUUGAGAAGCCAGCUGCUCUGAACUUGGAGAAGGCCUUAUCAUCUGGUUCUGGCCAACCUGAUUGGUGGGACCCUGCCUACCUAUCUGCUUAUUCGCCUCGGGCUGUACCGGCUCCAUCAAAUUACUGCAAAUCUAAGAAUGCGAGCCUCACCGAGUCAAUAAAAUUAUCAGCCAUCUCCAAAAGGAGGUCUUCCACUUCCGGAUCUAUAGCAUCUGUUGCCUCUGUUGCUGGAGCCGAAGGGAGGACGAGUUUGGAGAAGACAUUGAGGGAAUUUGCUUUAGCCACUGCUGCUGUUGAGAUAAGGCAUUGUGGAGCAUGCCCUGCUGUCCAUUCUGAGCCAGCCCGGAAAUCUAACAAACUCCAGCUGUUGGAGCAUUUUAAUGAAACAGAUUUACAUCGCAUGUCAAAACAUCAGUUAUAG
Messenger RNA from Striga asiatica, 774 nucleotides. The record is from the annotation of a GenBank genome assembly. NCBI's taxonomy places the organism in Eukaryota, Viridiplantae, Streptophyta, Magnoliopsida, Lamiales, Orobanchaceae.